Molecule: messenger RNA, 2996 nt
Organism: Cucurbita moschata (crookneck pumpkin)
Lineage: Eukaryota; Viridiplantae; Streptophyta; Magnoliopsida; Cucurbitales; Cucurbitaceae
Product: cysteine-rich receptor-like protein kinase 6
Exons: 8
Coding region: 66-2996 (976 amino acids)
Biological process (GO): protein phosphorylation
Molecular function (GO): ATP binding; protein kinase activity
Source: RefSeq, a predicted model, not a curated record
UUGGGGAUUUGAAGUUGUUAAAUACUAACGCAAAAUGAAGAGGCUAAGGAAUAAAAUUGGUUAAGAUGCUGAAUUUUGUGGUGUUUCUUUCCUUCCUCCUCAGCUUCCCCAUCCAUGGAAGCGCAGAGGUUUAUCCAGACCCCUUCCGUUACUGCUCCAACGCCACCUUCUCACCCAACUCCACCUACCUUUCCAAUCUUCAAAUCCUCUCUUCCACUCUCUCCUCCAAUGCUUCUCACAAUUUCUAUCACAAUUCUUCCGUAGGCCGACAGAAAUCUCCUAAUUCCACCGCUGUAUACGGCGAUUUCCAGUGCCGUGGUGAUAUCAACGCCACCGCCUGCCGACAGUGCGUGGCCACGGCCACUGCCAAUUCCACGCAGAGCUACUGCCCUCGUAGUGUAGAGGCGGUUAUUUGGUUGGACGAGUGCCUUUUGCGAUAUUCCAAUGAAUCUUUCUUUUCCAUCGUGGCUGAACGGCCGAUGUUGAUUUUGAUUAAUAACAAUGCGAUUGAGGAGGAUGAAAGUGGGUUUGAUCGGAUUGUGGGCUCUGCGUUGAACCAUACGGUUGCUAAUGCUUCUUCUGUCGAAGGGGCUUUGAAAUUUGCGACCAAGGAAGCGAAUUUCAAAGACGCGAUUGUUUACACGCUGGCUCAGUGUACAGGGGAUUUGUCCACUUCUAAUUGUGGGAAAUGUUUGAGAGGCGCUCUUCGGAAUUACCCUGGUUGUUGCAGCGGUAAAAAGGGUGGUAGAGUCUUGUCUCCCAGUUGUAUGAUUCGUUACGAGCUUUAUCCUUUUUACGGCGGCGUUUCCCCCUCUAAUGCUAUUUCCACACCCCCUGCUUCUGCCCCUGCUUCUGCCCCUGCUCUGCCUCCGCCGCCGGAAUCUUCUCCCGAUUCCAACCCUCCUACGUCUGAGCCUCCCCCUCCUCCGACGGCUUCUGUGCCAGCUCCGCCUCCUCCGUUGUCCUCUUCCCCUCCCGCUCCGGCACCCUCUACAGCCUCUCCUCCUCUGCUUUCAGGAAACGGGAGAGCGACGGUGGGUAUGGUGAUGGGCAUAGUUGUUGCAGGCUUUCUCCUGUGGAGUUCCAGCAGCAGCAGCCCUGCAGCUGCUCAGCCAAGUAUCAGUUGUUCAAGCGACAAUGGCAAUUACACAGCCAACAGCACCUACAGAGCCAAUCUCCACCACAUCCUCUCUUCCCUCCCGACCGACAACCGCCUGGACGAAGGCUUCCUCAACACCUCCUAUGGACAAAGCCCCGACCGAGUCAAUACCAUCGCCCUCUGCAGAGGAGACCUUAGCCCAGAGCUCUGUCGCAGUUGCAUCAGCGACUCUGUUUUGGACCUUCCCGAACAAUGUCCCAAUCAAAAGGAAGCUGUAAUUUGGUACCCCAAUUGCAUGUUUCGCUAUUCGGAUCGACGGAUUGUUGGGGUUUUGCGAGAUACUCCUGCUUUUUGGAUGUGGAACAUUCAAGAUGCGGUGGACCUGCAAGGGUUCAGCCUGGUGGUACAGGGGCUGCUGAGUGAGCUCGCAAAGGAGGCUGCUUCAGGGGAUUCUAAGCUCAAAUUUGCUGCUGGGAAUGUCAGCACUUUGAACGAGGAUUAUUUGAAUGUUUAUGGGAUGAUGCAGUGCACGCCAGAUAUUUCACAGGCACAGUGCCUUGAUUGCUUGCAAGUUGUUGCUGGCGUUGUUCAAACAUGGUGUCCAGGGAAGAUUGGAGCCAGAAUUAUUAGACCCAAUUGUUUUCUUAGGUAUGAGAUUGUCAGUUUCUUUACCUCUACAGCCGUUUCAAGAGUUUCCCAGUCGCCCCCGCCGCCGACACCGCCAUCACCUCCCUCCCUUUCACCAAAUACAACCACCAAUGCAGCAGGAAACGAGUCCGAGAGCUUAAAGACUGUCAUCAUAAUAGUUGUUCCAAUGGUUGUGGUUCUUGUAUUUAUGGCAUUAAUUGUCAGCAUCUUCAUGUUUCUAAGAGCAAGAAAACAAAGGGUUAAUGGAAUUGCAAGUUUAGAACUGGAUGACACUGCAGAUCUGGAAACUUUGGUGUUUGAUAUCAGUACUAUAAGAACUGCAACAGAUAACUUCUCAGAAGCAAAUACUAUUGGACAAGGUGGAUUUGGAGCUGUUUACAAGGGAAGCCUUGUCAAUGGGCAAGAUAUAGCAGUGAAAAGGCUCUCCCAGAACUCCAUGCAAGGACAAAGUGAGUUCAAGAAUGAAGUCCUGUUAGUGGCUAAACUACAGCACAGGAAUUUAGUUCGGCUUCUCGGCUUCUGUCUCCACGAACACGAAAGGCUUUUAGUGUUUGAGUUUGUGAAGAACUCAAGUCUUGAUAAAUUCAUAUUUGAUCCGUUAAGAAGUCAAGAUUUGGACUGGAAUGCGCGUUACAAGAUCAUUGGAGGCGUUGCUAGGGGUCUUGUUUAUCUUCAUGAAGAUUCUCAAAUUAAAAUCGUUCAUCGAGAUCUCAAACCUGCUAAUAUUUUGUUAGACGCAGAAAUGAAUCCAAAAAUUUCAGAUUUUGGUAUGGCAAGAUUGUUUCUACCCGAUCAAACACGAGGAGAUACAAGUAGAAUUGUUGGAACUCAGGGAUACAUGGCUCCGGAGUAUGCAAUGUAUGGAAAGUUUUCAAACAAGUUGGACGUGUUUAGCUUCGGUGUGUUAGUCUUGGAGAUUGUGAGCGGCCAGAAAAACAGCUCUUUCCAUCCGGAAGAUAACAUACAUGAUCUUAUAAGCUACGCAUGGAAGAACUGGAGGGCAGGAACAGCGUUGAAUGUUGUAGAUCCCAUUUUGAGAAGUGGGUCAGUUGGUGAAAUGAAGAAAUGUAUUCAUAUUGGGUUGCUUUGUGCUCAAGAAGAUUCAGCUGAUAGGCCAACUAUGGACACUGUUCUUCUCAUGCUUAAUAGUGACACAAUCACUCUCCCAAUACUUUCUCCACCAGCUGAUUUCAUGAGUAGGAGCCUCACAUCAGACAUGUCUGGUUCCCAUGUGAUAGCCAUGGAAUGA